Molecule: messenger RNA, 1398 nt
Organism: Lentinula edodes (shiitake mushroom)
Lineage: Eukaryota; Fungi; Basidiomycota; Agaricomycetes; Agaricales; Omphalotaceae
Product: Cation/H+ exchanger
Exons: 2
Coding region: 1-1398 (465 amino acids)
Biological process (GO): proton transmembrane transport
Cellular component (GO): membrane
Molecular function (GO): antiporter activity
Source: RefSeq, a predicted model, not a curated record
AUGUUUGUUUACACUGUCCCUGAUAUUCCCAUCCUUCUGACGACAUUUUCACUGCUAUAUCUUCUCAACGUCGCUGAAGCGAUUUUCAACUACCUCCUCGAAGCUGGCCUCCUGGGCUCCCUGGCAGUAGGAAUCGUCUAUGGGCCAGAAGUCUCAUCCAUCGUUCCUGAAAAUGUCCUUCAGACUCUUCUUAUUCUUGGAUACAUCGGUCUCAUACUCCUGGUCUUCGAAGCCGGAUUGAGCACAAACAUUGCUCUACUGUAUGAUAAUUCAACUUCAUCAAUUCUGGUUGGUGGAUCAGGUAUUUUACUUCCAAUUGCACUUUCAAUUCUUGUUGUGCAUUUCGGAUUUGGGUAUGACAUAUUACCGAGUUUCGUAGCAGGUGCAUCAUUGAGUUCCACAUCCCUUGGCACAACCCUUUCACUUCUCAAACCAGAACUUCGUCAAACCAGGCCCGGGAUAGUUCUACUCAGUGCCGCGUUAUUUGACGAUGUCGUGGGGCUUAUCAUUGCGGCAAUAAUGCAGACGUUAUCGUCUAAUGCCCUUGGCUCUGUGUCAUGGCAAAACAUCGUCCGACCACUUCUGGUUUCAGUUGCAUUCGCAGGAAGUACUUGUCUUUUGGUGUGGGCUCUACAACUAUUGAUGAAACCAAUGCCUGAUCACUGGAAACGAGACAUUUAUCGGGCGGAAACUCAGCUGUUUUUACAAGCAGUCUUCUUGGCGGGCUUUGUAGCUGGGGCCAAAUACGCUGGGACCAGUGAGCUUUUUGGAGCAUAUCUUUCCGGUGUCCUCGUUGGUCACAUCUUUCAAUCACCCCCAGAAAAUGUUCAACCGUCGGCACGAUCUGCGUCGAUCGACUCUGCUGCUCCCAGUGCCGGAAUUUAUACACCCCACCUCACAUUUGAUACCUUUGUCCAACCUAUCCUUCGAUAUGUUCUUUCGCCCAUAUUCUUUGCCUCUAUCGGAUCUGCUCUACCUAUCCGGACUCUUGGUUCCGUGGACGGCUCAUCGCGAGUGGUUUGGCGGGGUUUUGUAUACGCGCUUUUAAUGGCGGGCGCAAAAGCCCUGACUGGCUUCUGGCUUUUUAUCCCCCCCACAUUCUUGACAUUUCAAACGAUUUGCCCAACAUGGAGAAUAAGGAAUCGACAUAGGCAGUCUAUCCCCGAUCCUCUUGAAGAGCUGUUGAUGUCCCCAAUGCGCUCGGCAAUAUUUGUGGGACUAGCUAUGAUAGCUAGGGGAGAGAUAGCACUAAUUAUUUCUCAAAUAGCUAGACCCAUUUUGACACAAGUUUCUCAAGAACUUUAUGCAAUCGUCAUUUGGGCCAUCUUGUUAGACACAGUCAUCGGGGCUGUGGGUGUAGGGAUAGUUCUUCGACAAAAUCCUAAGGCGUCAGGAUGA